CAAUCGACGACGCGAGAAUCGACUUUACUAGCCCACUGGAUUCAACUUCUGGUUUUUUUGUCCAAUCUUUCGACAAAUCCUUUCACUUUCCUUCCUUUUCUAUUCCAUCCCUUUUUGCGGGAUCAUACAAACUGGACAGACACGGCUAUUAAGACAGCCUCAAUCCUUAUUUUAUUUCAUUUUAAAUAAACAAAUUGCUUUCCAGACGGACGCGCCGAACGGCGCAUUUCGCUAAAAAAUCAAAAUCAAAAUCAAAAUCGAUCCACUCAGCACUUCGACCAACUCUGCCAUCGUGUCCUCCCUUCUCUUCUCCCUUGGCAGGAUACAACAGAAUACGAUAACGAUAACGAAGAGGGAGUACUGGGAAGUUAGAAGUAUUAAGAACUACUCCUGAUACUUACAUAGCUCCUCUCGGCACACAUCCGUAUCCAUAUCCCACUCCAGCAUGCUGAUCUCCCAAUCGUGCACGCGCAACCAAGCGACCGUUAGCCACCGUCAUGGCCGACCCUCUUCACCCCGCUGCGGUUGUUUCCGGCAGCCGUGAUGACGACGAUCUUUCUGCGACAUGUCACGAGCCGGGGCCUAUGAAGUGUUGUUGUGGUUCAGUGGAGUGUGUCUUCCUGAGACACAAUUGCUCUGUCCUCGCUAGCGUCGAGAAAGACGUUCACACGGCUGCUCGAAUGGGCCAGGCCCUGCUCGCCCGCCACGAAGCUUACAUGGCCGAUGCAGAGCGGGAUCGCACCGAGCUUACCGCCCGGAUUGAACAGUUGGAAGUCGAUAACAAGGAGCUCGAGAUUAGGAACGCGAGAACGAUCGAGGAGAAUAGAAACCUACUGGAUCAACUUGAGACGCUGAACACUACCGUCGUCGAUUCCGAAGGUCGCAUUACGUCACUUGAAGCCACCUUACUCUCUUCGCAGCAGGCAGUCCGCCGCCUAGAAGGAGAAACAGCGCGUGCUGCCGCUCUAGAACGUCAGCUUGCAGCUCUGGAGCAGGAGCAAGCCGAGCUGCAAAGUUGCCUGAGCAUGUCUCGGGAGGAGGCCCGAUCUGCCGUAUCAAGAUGGAAGCGAGCUGAACGAGGCAUUAAUGAUUUGCAGGAGCAAUUGGAACGAAUGGAGAAGGAGGCGAAGGAAGAAAGAGAAUACCAUGUCGAGGUAAUGGGACGUAUAGAGAGGCAGCGUGAAAUGGAAAAGGAGUUAAAUACUGCCGCCGGUCGACUAAAGGGGGCCGCCGCAGCCAAAUCAAUGGAUCGUGGCCCCGGCAUCGGGAGCAAUGCGGUGUCGCAUUUCGUCCGCGACCUUCUCCAAGACAAUGCUAAUCUACAAUAUGGUAUAGCCGAGCUACGGGAGAUGUUGAUGAAUUCCAACGAUGAGAUUCAGGCCCUACAGAACCAGCUCAUGUACCAUCAGCCGUUGGGAGAUGACCAGAAUAACGCCACCUCAACGCUGAGCGCGGAGCUCAAGUCUGAUAAAAAUUCCCCCGGAGAGAAGAAAACGCCCAAAACUCCCAAAGAGCUUCAUAUCCAUCAUCAUUAUCAUCUGCCGAAAUCGAAGCAAGAAGCGAAGAAGCCGCGGAAGAAACGGCAAUCGCUCACACCUGGGAUAUUCACGCCGCCUGGAAGUUUUGUGCCCAGUACACCACCCAGCGGGCUGAUACGGCAUCAAUUUGGAUCGCAUGCGCAUAGGGAUUCUUUGUUAUCCAAUUACUGGUCUGCGUCUGAUUUUACACCCUCCUCUGUCCCUAGUUCGCCUUGGUCAAAUCGUCGGAAUUCUCUAUUUGACCAUCCCAUCGAGUCAUUCCCUUGCUCGCCUACUACUAGUAUCGACCCAACAUCUCCUACGUGGCACGCUAGUCAUCAGAAACAGUUUUCGAAUAUAUCAUCUCGAAGUUUUCAACUGCCUGCAAACCCAGUCUUCAUACAGCCUGCUGUCACGCACAGUCACGCGAUUAUCGAAGAAUCCGAUGACGAGGACAACCCUCCAGAUCUAACUUCAGCGACAGAUGAAUCUAUUGCAGAUGAGGCGGCAUCGUUGAGAGACGGCGACACAGUGACUGAAGAGCUUUCGCUUAAUGAUGACGCAGAUAGUCGUCAGAUGCCGCUGGUUCGACUGCGCAGACCAUUGUCGCAUGAAUCGGUGAUAUCGUUGACGGGGGGGCUUGACAUUCACACGUUGAAAUCUCGGCCUAGCCAGCUUACGAUUGGCCAGAUAGGUUCUGCCUCUUCUGUAACGGGUAGCAGCAUUGUCAUAGCACGACCUAUGCUGUCGCGCGACAACGCGAAACGAAGCAGUGUGGUGUUACGGGAGAGUUAUGGCACCUCGCCAGUGGAAAGUAUGAAUUCCACUUCAGAUUCAUCCAUGAGAGGCCUCGGGCCGUCGAAAAUUGGCAGAUGGGUAGGUUGGAGGCCCUGGGGAGGGGGAGGGGGGAAUUCUAGUGCAAGCACCGCAUCAAGCAGGAUUAUCAAAGAGAGGAAUAGCCAACAGUCACUAGGUCGCCCUCCGGGUAUCAAUCAACCUGGUGCAAUACCUGGUUUUUCGGAAUACGUAGCUGCAGCGCAACGAAGGACACCGCCAGCCAAGAUCCAACCUGAUAAUGUAGAUCGUGACGCGUUGAGAGAAGGUCUCGACGAAGGCGCACUUAGCAUACAGUCCUCCGGUUUCCCUUCGGCCCUAACCUAGGUAUCGAGAUGGUCGAAGCACACAUUUGCUAUGAUCGACAUCGUUAUUUUCUCUUUUUUUUCUUGUUUAAUCAAAUAUUGUAUAGUAUAUGGACACCUGCGUGCUCCAGGGUGUGGAGUUGCGGAGCCCCAGCUAUCGACCUAGACGAAAACCACGUGUUCGUGCGUAGCAGGAGAGGCGUUGGGCGGUAAUUUGCUGUUCUCUAGGACAACCCUGACAAGGCACGGCGAUAUGGGUUAGUCAAUAUACCACAAAGUAGGAAAUCGCAAGCAAAGAAGCCCAGGAUAGAACCUAGGGCAGAGAGCGCGGAUAUGAUACCCUCCAAGACAGCUAGACUGCUUGCUAGCUCUUGAUAUUUGUUUAUUUUCCCUUUGUUCGUGUUAUUCUAUAUUAGAAUUACCUGCUACAAAUAUUGUUAGAUAUCUCAUGUACUCCUAGUCCUAUACUUUGUAGUAUGUACUAUACAAGAUGUGGGAUAUAUACCUAAAUGAUAGGGGUAAUCGAAUAGCGAGGCGACCUCAACGCUAACAAGCAUACCUAGAUAGAAGAGAAUGUGGAAGUAAAAUAUCAUAUUGUAC
Molecule: messenger RNA, 3256 nt
Organism: Annulohypoxylon maeteangense
Lineage: Eukaryota; Fungi; Ascomycota; Sordariomycetes; Xylariales; Hypoxylaceae
Exons: 2
Coding region: 498-2678 (726 amino acids)
Source: RefSeq, a predicted model, not a curated record